AUGGUCAUCUCCAUCGAGACCCAAGUGACUCCUCGCCUACCAGUGCGUGACGUACGCCUUCCAUCAAUGAGCAGUCGAUCGGCCGAGGUGCGCGUUAUCCCCGGCAGUGUCUACUUCAGUGGUCGCCUGGAACAGGUCCCCAUUGGCAUUGCUCAGCUCUACGGAAGUGAGGCGAAACAGGCUCAGUUUCAGGCUUUCCAGAGCUGA
Dibothriocephalus latus is the source of this 207-nucleotide messenger RNA. NCBI's taxonomy places the organism in Eukaryota, Metazoa, Platyhelminthes, Cestoda, Diphyllobothriidea, Diphyllobothriidae. The record is from the annotation of a GenBank genome assembly.